GAGCGACGGGACGGGACAGGACGGGACGGGACGGGCGAGCGGCCCCUCUGUCCGGGUCGCCUCUGCCCCGGGCCGCCCGCGGCUCGGAGCCGCCCCUUCCACGCCCGUCGCGCCACGGAUGGAGCCGCAGUGCCCGGCUUGAGCACGUCGGCGGGACCCGGAGCCGCUCCGCCGAGCCCCGGCGGGCGGGCGCAGCAUGGUGGACUAUAUUGUGGAAUAUGACUAUGAUGCAGUGCAUGAUGAUGAGUUAACGAUCCGAGUUGGGGAAAUCAUCAGGAAUGUGAAAAAACUGGAAGAAGAAGGAUGGUUGGAAGGGGAGUUAAAUGGCAGAAGGGGCAUGUUCCCUGACAACUUUGUGAAGGAAGUUAAGAAGGAUGUAGAGCCCAAGGAUGAUGCUGUGCCACUCAGGAGGGAGAAAUCUGGCAAUGUAGCCAGCCUUGUGCAGCGUAUGAGCAGCUAUGGGCUUCCAGCAGGAGGAUUUCAGCCUCAUCCCCCAUCCAAAGGCUUCAAGAAGAAGUCCAAGAAGCGGCAGUGCAAAGUGCUCUUUGAGUACAUCCCACAGAAUGAGGAUGAGCUGGAACUCAAGCUGGGGGAUGUGAUUGACAUCAUUGACGAGGUAGAAGAAGGAUGGUGGAGUGGAACACUGAAUGGCAAGGCAGGGUUGUUUCCUUCAAACUUUGUGAAAGAAUUGGAAUCAACGGAUGAUGGAGAAACACAGGAUGCUCUGGAUGACACAGAGCCUGUUUUCAAUAGUCCUACCUCACCUGUGACCUCUCCAGGAAAUGGGAGUGAACCUACAUUGGGACCAGCGCAGCCAAAGAAAAUCCGAGGUGUUGGGUUUGGAGAUAUCUUUAAGGAAGGCUCAGUGAAACUUAAAACAAGAUUAUCCAGUAAUGAAUCAGAAGAUAAAAAGCAAGAUAAGCCAUURCCUAACCUUCCCCCUGGAGCAAAGUUAAUUCAUCUUCCCAGUAUAACAAAAACUGAAAACUCACCUGAAGUAAUAAAAUCAGAAGCUGAAAGUAAACCAAAAGCCAAGGAAUAUUGCAGGACAAUAUUUUCCUAUGAAGGCUCAAAUGAUGAACUCAGCUUUAAAGAAGGCGAGAUCAUUCAAAUAAUCAGUAAGGACACUGGAGAGCCAGGCUGGUGGAAAGGAGARCUCAAUGGUAAAGAAGGAGUCUUCCCAGAUAACUUUGCCGUUCAAAUACAAGAGUCUGAUAAAGACUUCCCUAAGCCAAAGAAACCUCCACCUCCGGUUAAAAGUCCAGCUGCAAGACCUGAAUUGCCAACUGCAGAGAAGAAAUUCCUUCCUUUGAGGCCUGAAGARAAAGAUGAAAAAGGAACUYUGGAUCAGAAGCCUUUGAAGCCACAAGCUCCUCAAGUACCACCCAAGAAGCCUAUUCCUCCAARCAAGACCAACAGCUUACUGAGAGCAGGGCUCCUGCACCCAAAACGUCCAGACAAACCUGGUUUGCCAUCAUCUGCAUCCAAAACAAAUGGAGAAGUUGUUACUCUUCGACCGAAAUCUGAAUUUGAGCCAGUAGCAAAACCAAAGUUAGACUCUGAACCAUUACCACUCAGACCAAAAUCAGUAGAGGUAGAUUCACUCGUGAUAAAGAGCUCUAAAGAAUCAGAUGUGUUAAGCUUUGAUGAUGUAAUAGCUACCUCAGAUAAUCUGUCACACCCAACUGCCAGCCGGCCCAAGAUGCCUGGUAGGAGGCUGCCUUCCCGUUUCAAUAGCAGUAGUCCUGCAAGUCAAAAUAUGAGUCCAGAAAAAAAUUUGAAGGUGCAGAAAGAAGAAGAAAGUGCCAAACCAAAGCCAGUUGAAACAAAGAAGCCAUCUGCGUUCAGCCCAUUGAUUCCACCUUCAUCUCAGAGACCAAGUUCUGUCAUACUCGACUUUUUACCUGGAGACCUCCAACUUAAAGGAGAAACAGAUGAUGARAAAAUUUCUGUGGAAGAGCUCAGGACUCAGAUUAAUGAUUUAAUGGGUUUAGUAGACGCCCUGAAAAAAGAACAUGGGAGGGAACUGGAAAAACUAAAGAAGGAUUUGGAAGAAGAGAAGCUGUUGCGAAGCAAUCUGGAGCUUGAAAUAGAAAAAUUGAAGAAAGCAGUGAUGUCUACAUGAGACAGCUAUGGACUCAAUGUUUUUAACUYGCCAGGAAUUUAAAGCUGAACACAAGGAGAACUGACUCUUAUUUCAUUAUAAUGGAUGCUGGUGUUCUACAGUCUUAAAGAAAAAAGAUAGUAAAAAAAAACCAGGAAUAUAGUCUUAUAUUCAGAGAGAUAAGAAAACAAAAAAGAAUAAUGGUGUAAUUUUUUUGCCAAUAUAAAAGAGGCCUUAUUUCUUACUGUGCUGGAAUUGCAGACCUUAUUUUUUUGGUUUGCUUGAAAAUACUACUGAAUCUGUAUAGAAAGGAGAGGGAAUUCUUAAUAGAUUUUUAUUGAAUACCUGUAGCUUAACUUUUAAAGAGAUCUAUACUAUAAAUAGGGUGAUCUGUCUUUGCAACUAAUCUGUAAAAUAGUCUGUUGGAAGGGAUGGAAUAACUGUAUCGUAAUUGUAGUCACUACUUUUCCCCUACAYGCAAAAGGGAAUAUAUGAUAUUUGUAUAAUUUUGGCAGUUUUACCCAGGAUUAUGCUGUUGUGCCUGUCUGCAGUGAGAAUAUUAAUACUAUGCUGUUCAUAAGUUGAGUAAUGAGAUAGGAAUUUGUUAGUGCAAUGAAGCAGGUGAAACUCCUAUGCAUUGUAGAAAGAUGGAAUGAUUUAAUCUGAGUAGUUCAGCAGAACGGUUUGUGACUUGCACUAUUGGAUUAAAAAGGGAUUUAAGACUGAAUCAUGAAACAUGACAAAAUUAACUGUUAAAGCCACAAAAUGCAAGGAAUACAGAAACAAGGAGUUAGAGUCCAGUCUUAACUCAACCUGUUGUGCCUAAAAUACUAUAGUAUACAGCAUGGAAGAGUAAACCUUAAGUCACAGUGUCUGUACUUCCGUGUUUCUGCAUUGAAGUCAUCAGUCUUUCUAGUGGUUCAGUAUGCAUCUUGAUCUGUUUUUACACUAGUCUGGUUUUGUUUAUAAUAUGUCUCCAAAUAAAUCCCUUUGGAACUUUGAUACUUUCAAAAGCUCUCGAUAUUUAUAUAUUUAUGCCAUAAACUUUCUCAAUAUAUUGCGUACCUCUAAACUUAGCAACAUCUUUGUAUUUAAUGAGUGAUUGGAACAAUUGCUUUGACAUCAUGGUGCUGGUGUCCAAGACGGUGUCUUUAUGGAAAAGAGGUUGAGAUCUUGUGGAUUACCAUUAUCUUUAACCCMUGGGCUCAAAACUUGCACCAGAAUAAUACACARUAUGCAAAGUGAUGGGGGACAAUGRUAUUUAUUGCUGUGUUUGUCUGAUUAAAGAAUUAAAAAGCAUACAGCUUUAGAAAGUCAGUCAAAUGCAUUAGUUCCGUUAGUAAUCAGCUCAUCUCCUUUAGGUCUGCUAUAAUUUAAAAGACAAAAGCAUUCUGCAUAGUUUGGCAACUUCACCAAUAAAAGAAAGUAAUUAAGGUUCUCUUYAUGGGAGUGGUCCUAAAUACAGUAAUUAUUCAGUAUGUCACUUGUUCAAGUGACACUGAAGUGUUACUUUUUGAGAGUGUACUUUUUCCACAGUUGAUGUAUCAUAAAAUAGAAAUGUCAGAAAGUCAAUUAGGGGAUGUUUGUCUCUUACUGAUUCAAAUAGUUCAUGAAAUUUGAUUGAAACCUGAUUGGGGAUGUUUACCUGUUACUCAUUCAAAUAGUUCAUGAAAUCUGAUUAAUACACUUUGCAGGUAUUGAGUAAUAUUUGCUAGUCAAAUUGCUAAUAGGCUGAUUCACUCUUAAUGCUUUUAAUUUUGAAUUGCCCAAGUGCAUCACAGAUGAAUUGAGGAAUCAUGUCCUUCUCAUCAGACACUAAACUCUUGCCUGGAAUUCACACCUCACAAGGAGGUGAUGAAAAACAAGAAUUGAGCCGAAUGGAGUACCCAAUUUUCUUGUACAAGCUCUUCACUGUGAUUCAUUGGAGCAUGAAACAAAUCUUGGAAGGGGUUGCUCUGCAGAAAUUGUGCCUGUGUGUGAAUUUGUAGAGGAUGAACAGAACAAGACAAUCAGUUAAAGCCACAAAUGGAAGGUGUUUGUUAUGUAAUGGCCUUUGUUCGCUAUAGCAAUAAAUGACCCAAGUGCAAUGACUUGAUUUAAUAAACCCUUCUUUAAAAGUCGCUGCUAUGAGUAUUUGUAGCCAUAAGGAAGUUGCCCUGAUGUGUGUCUGUCUUGUCUUCAGCUAGUGUUACGUACUGGAGUGGAGGGGGAGCGGGUAAUGGUUUUGGAGACAUUCCACAGUACAAGUUCUAAGAGCUGUGUUCUUCACUGACUUGUCUACCGGUGCUGUAAAAUGAUGCAUGCUAUCCAAACUCAGCAAAUAAAAUGAGUGUAAAAACCUCUUCAAA
Messenger RNA from Malurus melanocephalus (red-backed fairy wren), 4452 nucleotides. It is a transcript of the gene CD2AP, whose product is annotated as CD2 associated protein. Gene Ontology annotation, molecular function: protein binding. The transcript has 18 exons. NCBI's taxonomy places the organism in Eukaryota, Metazoa, Chordata, Aves, Passeriformes, Maluridae. Bases 197 to 2125 code for a protein of 642 amino acids. The record is from RefSeq and is a predicted model, not a curated record.